UUUUCUUGAAAAGGGGCCUAUAAAAAAACAAAAGCACUCGAUAAUCCGACCGCUCAUGCUUCGGUCCGCGUGCUUCAAUGCAAACCGGCCCCAUUUUUCUUUUCAUACCCUUUUGCUGCUGCUGCUGCUGAUGGAGUGUGUUUGAUGGUAUUAGCCCCACCUCAGAUCUCAGUAACUUUUUGCAGGUUUUGUUCCUCUGUUUUGGAUUAUUAUUAUUAUUAUUAAGACCAUUCUUCCUUCUUCAUUCUCCCCCCUCUCUCUCUCUCUUGAUCAAACUCAACAUCUCUUCCAUUAGCUUAUGUAAUCGCUAAGCUAAGGUGAUAUUUGAUUGAUGGGUUUUCUUCAAAUUGGGGAUUCCUCCAUCUGGUUUUAGAAAAGUUCAAACGAAAGGAAGGGGUUUUCGCUAUAUGGGUUCUCUCGACGACAAAGUCAAAUCUGGAGUAGGAGUAGGACGUGGGGGAAAUAAUCUUCUUGACGAAAUGAAACUGCUUAAAGAUAUCCAAGAUCAAAAUGCAGUUGUAAGGAAGACGAUAAACUCGGAGCUAUGGCAUGCUUGUGCCGGCCCAUUAGUGACCUUACCUCAAGUUGGAAGCCUCGUAUAUUACUUCCCUCAAGGACACAGCGAACAGGUUGCAGUUUCCACGAAUCGAACAGCAACUUCUCAGAUUCCUAAUAAUCCUAAUCUACAGCCGCAAUUACUCUGCCAAGUCCAUAAUGUCACAUUGCAUGCAGACAAAGAGACUGAUGAGAUAUAUGCCCAGAUGAGCCUACAGCCUGUCCACUCUGAAAAAGAUGUUUUCCCUAUACCAGAUUUCGGGAUAAAAGCCAGUAAACAUCCGAGUGAAUUCUUUUGCAAGACCUUGACAGCAAGUGAUACAAGCACCCAUGGAGGAUUCUCUGUUCCUCGUAGAGCAGCUGAGAAGCUUUUCCCACCUCUGGAUUAUUCGAUGCAACCGCCGACUCAGGAGCUUGUUGUUAAAGAUUUACACGACAAUACAUGGACGUUUCGUCAUAUAUACCGAGGACAGCCAAAGAGACACCUUCUUACAACUGGUUGGAGCAUGUUUGUUGGAGCAAAGAGACUGAGAGCCGGUGACUCUGUUUUAUUCAUUAGGGAUGAGAAAUCGCAGCUUAUGCUGGGUGUGAGGCGAGCUAACAGACAACAAGCAGCUUUGCUUUCGUCUGUUCUAUCUGCCGAUAGCAUGCACAUUGGAGUUCUUGCGGCUGCAGCCCAUGCUGCAGCUAACCGAAGCCCGUUCACAAUUUUCUACAAUCCUAGGGCAUGUCCUUCGGAAUUUGUCAUUUCCUUGGCGAAAUAUCGAAAGGCGGUUUACAACACGCAGCUCUCGGUUGGUAUGAGGUUUGGAAUGAUGUUUGAAACGGAGGAUUCGAGCAAGCGUAGGUACAUGGGGACUAUUGUUGGUAUGAGCGAUUUAGAUCCGUUGAGAUGGGCUGGGUCGAAAUGGCGCAGUCUUCAGGUCGAAUGGGACGAGAGUGGCUGCGCGGAAAAGGCUAAAAGAGUUAGUCCAUGGGAAGUUGAGACUCCUGAAAGUCUCUUCAUAUUUCCUUCUCUUACUUCUUGCUUUAAAAGACCUUUGCAGGAACAACAUGUUUCUUUUGGUGAUCAACCGGAAUGGGGAGCGAUGAUCAAGAGACCAUUUGUUCGAAUUCCCGAAAAUAUUAACGGGAAUCUCCCUUAUCCUCCUCCGGUUUCAAGUCUAUGGUCUGAAGAUCUAAUCAAGAUGCUUAUGAAAUCCCAGACUGUAAACAAUGAAGCUAAUAAUCAUAAUAUUCAGAAGCCAGAGAACACAAAUUUCAUCAACUCUGAUUAUUCGGGAUUGCAACCACCACCACCGCCACCACCCGAGAAGCUCUCCAACCAUUCUGAAGCUGGCUCGAUGAAACUAGAGCCUACUAUUUCAACCACAGAUCAUCAAAGCCAGCUAAUUUCUUCCAUGGUGGAGCCAAGUUCGGUUAAUCAAUCUUUCGUGAAUCAAAACAACUCGAAUUUACUGCCAAUUAGCUCGUGGGCAUCUCAGUCGCAGCUAGAAUCGCUAAUCCUCCAUCAGCAACAGAUUGACGUGAAUCAGUUGGACAUCACUAAUACUAAUAAUGGCUUACAGACAUUUCCCGACAAUUCUUCGCUAAACUUUGGCCGACAAGAUCCGUUUAUGUACAACGAAAUAUGGGAUCAUCAAAUGAACAACAAUGUAAGGAGCUUCUCCCAAACAGAUCAUCAUCAACAUCAUCAAUUACCCAUUUUAUCGGAAGAAGGUUGUUGUCGUAACCAAAGCGAUCUUUACUAUGAAAGUAGCAACGGGGGUAGUAGCGUUGUGGUGGAUCCUUCUGUUUCGAGCACUCUUCUGGACGAUCUUUGCGUAUCGAAAGACCAGACCUUUCAAAAUCCUUCGGAUUAUUUGUUGGGUAACUUGAAUUGUAGCCAGGACAUUCAAUCCCAGAUUACAUCGGCUGCUGCAGGGUUAAUAGACUCUCACGUUUUCCCUCUUCAAGAGUUUCCCGAUAGUUCGGGUGGUGCGUCUUCUAGCAACGUGGAAUUGGACGAUACUAGUCUACUGCAACAGACUAAUUCGUGGCAACAAGUUGCUGCUCCAAUGAGAACUUACACUAAGAUACAAAAGACUGGAUCGGUUGGAAGGUCGAUUGAUGUAUCGGGUUAUAAGAAUUAUGAAGAGCUUUGCUCGGCUAUUGAGUGCAUGUUUGGACUGGAGGGAGUGCUGAAUGAUCGAACUUCGGGAUGGAAACUUGUUUACGUCGAUUUUGAGAAUGACGUAUUGCUCGUAGGAGACGAUCCGUGGGAGGAGUUUGUGGGAUGCGUUAGGUGCAUUAGGAUCUUAUCACCUACAGAGGUACAGAAGAUGAGUGAAGAGGGUAUGCAGCUUCUUAAUAACGCCAUGAUGCAGGCCUAGCAACUCAGCAACAAGAUCAAGAACAACAAGAAGAACAGUUGGAUGGAGAUGGAUUCUAAUUGUCUGCAAAUUUUAAUUUAGCUUAUUGUUUUAUGUUUUAGAGUUAUGUAUGUACGAUACUAAUUAAGUUGUUUCCACUUUUUUUUUUUUUUUAAUGUAACAAAAAAUAUCUAGUGGCUUGACUCUUUUUAAGUUAUUGCUCUUCUU
Molecule: messenger RNA, 3134 nt
Organism: Impatiens glandulifera
Lineage: Eukaryota; Viridiplantae; Streptophyta; Magnoliopsida; Ericales; Balsaminaceae
Product: auxin response factor 5
Exons: 12
Coding region: 408-2927 (839 amino acids)
Biological process (GO): response to hormone; regulation of DNA-templated transcription
Cellular component (GO): nucleus
Molecular function (GO): DNA binding; protein binding
Source: RefSeq, a predicted model, not a curated record